CUCUGGCUCAGCCACCCCUCCUUCCUUCUUCAGUCCUCAGCUGUUUUUUCAUCAUCAUAUUCUUCUUCUCCUGCAAAAAGAUUGCAAUCAGUGCAUUGCAGUUUAAUAAUCUAAUGGCUGUAAAUAUUGCAUUUUAUGAUUUUGAAGAUGAUGACUUCAUAGACAUGGAGCUGAGUUCAUCUGCCACACCAAAAUUCUAUUACUCAUCAUCCUCAAACUCUUCGCCACCGAGCAGAGAGUUUGAGUUCCAAAUGUGCUUCACUUGCAGUGAUAGAGAGGCCAUCAGUUCCCCAGCUGAUGACCUUUUUUACCAGGGCAGACUCCUGCCACUUUACCUUCCCCCGCCACUGCAGAUGGUCAAGAACGUUUUCCAUAGCACGACCACCACCGCUGCUGCAACAAGGUUUGAUGUUAUUGCCGACGAAGAAUUUGAGGAUGAUGAUGAUGAUGACUGCUAUUCAAUGCCAUUCACAGAGCCAUGCAUCAACGUGGCCAACACUCCCUUAGAGCCUGCCAGUAUUUCCCUGUCGGAAUCGUGCAGGAUGAGCUGUGACCUUAGCCUUGAUGAUUACUAUCUUGAAUGGCCUGUUGAAUCAGGCAGCUUCAUAAAAAAUCAGCCAUCAAAGAAUAGAAUCUGGACAAACAAGCUCAAGAUAAUUAAACCUUCCAUUCUUGGUGAGAAGCUGAGGGCUUCAAGGGCUUACCUGAAAUCCUUGUUUGGCAAGUCUGGCUGUUCUGAAAAGUCCUGUAGGAAAGCAAACUGUAAUAUAGGACGUAAAAACUUGCGAAAAUUUGAGGACAAGCCUUGCAAGAUUGGCAAGAGGAAUAAAUUUCAGCUAGGAAAGACUUCACUUACAACAUUUGAUUCUGCAAUGAAGGACAUUGAUAGGAAAAAGAUGGAGAGUAAUGUCCAAUGGAAGUCAUUUUCCAACACAAUCAGACGACGCUCACCAAGCAAGUAUCUGACUUCAUCUUCAUCGAAUUCCUCCUCUUCAUCAUCCUCAUUCUCCCUCAGCUCAGGUGGCUUCCAUGAUCACUUGUUUAGGCGGACCAGCAGUGCUACUGAGAUUGAGGGCUCGAUCGAAGCUGCCAUUGCUUACUGCAAGAAGUCUCAGCAACUCUUUGAUUCAACAACCUCAUCAAUGGAGCCUGGAAUUUGCUCAUGCUCAGCCUCCAAGUUUGCAGGUGAGGACAGGCAAAAGGGACUGGCUCUUUGUAACAUUUGAAAUAGAUAAUAUUACUUUAUCAUAGAGAAGAGACAAGAAAUGUUCAGCCAUAAGAAAAUUUCUAAUAUACUGCACAUAUAUAAUCAGGCAAGUAUUUUCUAUGUGAAUGACAAACUGUUUGGGCGUGCUUAAUGAUUUCAUGCUAAUCAAAUGAAUGCUCCUUUCUUCUACUUUAAUUAUUAUAUAUAAAUCAUUGUUGACAAACUGUGUAAAUAGCAUUUGUAUGGAAGGAUAUUUGUCCUAAUAUGGUCAGGUUAGGAUUUCAAUUUUAUGAAUGCACUACCUAUUCUUAACUAAGAUUAAUAGAAUAAAUAUACAUAACUGUUGUGAAUCACAUGUUAUCAUAUCAUCCAAUUGCCUUAGACUUUUGAAAUAUCCAAACAUAUCAGAGGUCGAUAAAGAGGUAGGAAUGCUCAAAUGACCAGA
Messenger RNA from Andrographis paniculata, 1652 nucleotides. RefSeq names its product probable membrane-associated kinase regulator 4. The coding region runs from base 114 to 1226 and encodes 370 amino acids. NCBI's taxonomy places the organism in Eukaryota, Viridiplantae, Streptophyta, Magnoliopsida, Lamiales, Acanthaceae. Gene Ontology annotation, cellular component: plasma membrane. The record is from RefSeq and is a predicted model, not a curated record. Gene Ontology annotation, molecular function: kinase inhibitor activity. The transcript has a single exon.